Nomascus leucogenys (northern white-cheeked gibbon) is the source of this 1990-nucleotide messenger RNA. It is a transcript of the gene PRR19, whose product is annotated as proline rich 19. NCBI's taxonomy places the organism in Eukaryota, Metazoa, Chordata, Mammalia, Primates, Hylobatidae. The record is from RefSeq and is a predicted model, not a curated record.
CCUAGCCUCAAGCGAUACUCCCGCCUCAGCCUCCCAAAGUGCUAGGAUUACAGAUUUGAGCCACCAUGCCUGGCCUCAUCUGAUCAUUCUAAAUAGUAUUCCCACCUCACCCCGAAACAUCUCCCUAUUCACUUGUUUUUUUGUUUUGUUUUGUUUUGUUUUUGAGAUGGAGUCUCACUCUAUUGCCCAGACUGAAGUGCAGUGGCACAAUCUUGACUCACUGCAACCUCUGCCUUCUGGGUUCAAGCGAUUCUCCUGCCUCAGCCUCCUGCCUCAGCCUCCUGAGUAGCUGGGAUUACAGGCGUGCACCACCACGCCCAGCUAAUUUUUUUUUUUUUUUGAGAUGGAGUCUUGCUCUGUCGCCCAGGCUGGAGUGCAAUGGCAUGAUCUUAGCUCACUGCAAACUCCACCUCCUGGGUUCAAGUGAUUCUCCUGCCUCAGCCUCCUAAGUAGCUGGUAUUACAGGUGCAUGCCACCACGUCUGGCUAAUUUUUGUAUUUUUAGUAGAGACAGGGUUUCACUGUGUUGGCCAGGCUAGUCUUGAACUCCUGACCUCAAGUGAUCCGCCUGCCUUGGCCUCCCAAAGUACUAGAAUUAUAGAUGUGAGCCACUGUGCCUGGCCAAUUUUUGUAUUUUCAGUAAAGACAGGGUUUUGCCAUGUUGGCUAGGCUGGUCUUGAACUCCUGGCCUAAAGUGAUCCGCCCGCCUUGGCCUACCCCAGUGUUGAUAUUACAGGCAUAAGCCACCGCACCCAGCCCUCCCUAUUCAUUUUGCUACUCCUCUUGACUUAUCUGCAUGCUGAUGGGCACCCUAUCUUUAUAUUCCAGGACACCAUGGAUACCCGGGGACCAGUCUCCCAGCCUUUUCAGCAGCCUGAGAAACCUGGUCGUGUCCGUCGUCGGAAGACUAGGCGGGAACGUAACAAGGCCCUGGUGGGCAGCCGCCGGCCAUUAGCCCAUCAGGAUCCUCCUGUGACCAUUCAGGAUCCACCUGUGGUCCCUACUGCCUCCAAGCUCGUGGUCAUAACCCAGGGCCGGCUGAGCCGGGAGCACCGGGGUCUCUUCAACCACGAGGUGAAAUCCCUAGAUGUUGCAAGGCUGCUUAGCAGUGGGACCCUGGUGCCAGGCAGCCGCACACUCCCUGCCAAGCCCUCCCCAAGCCCAGGCAGGGCCCAGGAACCAGCCCCACAGUCCAGGGACAAAGAGAACCAGGUGCCUGGAGGUUCGGGCCCAGGCCCACCCAGUUCCCCAGAGUUGCCUCGUGUGGGGCAGCUGCUGGCAGAGCUGCAGUGUCAGCUGAGUUUGCCACAGGCCUUCCCCCGGAGGAACCUGAUUCAGGAUGCCAGGGAUGCCAUCGUGCGCACCUUGCAGGCCUGUCAUGGUUGUGUGCCUGACCUUGCCCUGGUGCUUCGGGGCUGCCAGCCACCCUUGCCAGGGGCCAAGCCUGGGGUCUCUGAGCGAAAGAUGACACCUUUCUGGAUUAAUAGCCCUGAUCAAGUCCCAGAGGAGGGGAGGCAAAGGAAGCAACAAGGGAUAAAGGAGUUCACCUUCCCCAUGCCCUACACCUCCAGCAUGCCCACUGUGCACAGGGGGAGUCUGGCACCGCCAAGAGGUCCCUGGCCACCACACUUUUCCUCAUUGUCUUCGCCAUCUGGAACAGCCUGGGGUCCCCCAACAGCGUUUGACUUGUUAAAAAGCAUCUGGCUGGUAGCCACGCCACCCCCUCCUCGGCCCUGGGGGGUUGGCCUCCCUCAGCCCCUGCCUCAGCCUUCAUCAACCCUGUUGCCCCGAACCUCUGUCCUGGACUGCAGCCCCAGCUCCCCUUCCCCACUGCCCAGCCUCUCCUGGGUAGUGGCCCAGAGCAGUCCGGAAGCCUGGUCUUUUCCACCCAUGAGACUGUACUGAGGAGGGGCUGAGGCUGGGGCUGAGGCUAGGGCUGGGGACAGAUAUCUUGUACUCCCAGUGACCUCAAUAAAGUACUUUUCAUGGUC